UUUUGAAAGCAAUAUCCGUUCAUAGAAUACGUUCUUCGGCACUAGCCUAAACAUGUCCAGAAGAGCUCAUGGAGUGAAAUUGAAGAUGAUUUGUUGCUCCUUUUUGAUGAAAGCAGCAGUAUUUAUAGACUAUGGAUGUUUGGAUAUUACAACUACAUGCUGGAACCGGAUUCUAGUCCACUGUUCUGCAUAGAAAGAGUUACAGGAUAAUCAAGACCAUCUGCCCUUCAUUGGGCUGUAAGGUUGGCACUGCCAGGUAUCUGUACGGUUCUUAUCGGCCGCGGGGUUGAAGUAAACGCUUGGAGCGUUGUUGGUAGCCCAACGUACUGUGCGAAGAGAGCUCUUGACUCUAUUUCAACCAAGGAGUUUUACGAACAAGACGCGGUUUGGAUAUGGGAAUGUAUAGGGAAAAUAAUCAAGAGUCUUAUCACAGCCGGCGCAGACAUCAAGAAUGCAGAAGACUCUUCCGGCCUACACAUCCAAUUGUAGAACUUCUAUACGAUUCUUUUCUUUUUCUAGGAGAAGCAAAAGAUUCCAGCAAGCUUCUCGAAUUUAUUUUCACUAUGGAUCCAAAGAUAUCAAUUGAUGAUUUGUUUUCAUUUAUAAAAUAUAUCAGUUUGUUUCAUGGGACAAGAAUAUUUGACAAUGCUGCGGCCCUUGAACUCCUGAAAUGGGGAAUAAGGACGAACUUCAUACAUUUCACCCCCGAUACGUUACCGAUAAUAUUAAUUAUUAUCCUCGGUGAGCUAGCUAAACCGGGAGAACCUUCGACAAAUCUCAAAUUCCUUCUCCAGAUGAACUUCCACGACCUAAUACGAGAAAAAAACGGGGUAGAUUUAGAUUGUGCACUACAAGAUAAAUCUGAAGAUUGGAUGGCAAAAUUGCAUGUUGCAAUUUCGCAAUGGAUUCUCAUAUCAAAAGAGGCGGUCCCAUACAGCCUUGAGAGGACGCUCGUCAGAAUUAUCUCUGACGAGGUCACCGUGGAUAUACCAUGUAUUUUUUUCUUCACACGGGAUAUCGUCACGGCGUCACUAAGUAACAACAUCAAGCUAAAUUUUAAUUGGCGAUUUACAGAUAAAUAGGGUGACACGAUUAUGCAUUAGAUAUUCAAGAUAUCUACCAGACGCAGCUUCAGGCUGGGAAAGACAUUCUUUACGGCUAUUUUCAAACAUAGGGCAGAUAUCACCCUCUCAAAUGACAGUGGCACGAGCCCAAUAGAGCUGCUGAUACAAAACCAAAAAAUGGAUAGACGCAAGCUCUGUCGAAUUUUGGAACUUGUGAAGAUAUCAAGUGCGAUUAAUCAAUUACCCGGCCUGCCCGAAAAAUUGCUGCAAGCAGCUUUGCACUCGCCUGCAAAAGUGGAAUAUUUUCCAUCAGUUAGCGAAGGACGAAGACAUACACGGCAAACUUCUACA
This is a messenger RNA of Sclerotinia trifoliorum, 1415 nucleotides long. Lineage: Eukaryota; Fungi; Ascomycota; Leotiomycetes; Helotiales; Sclerotiniaceae. The record is from the annotation of a GenBank genome assembly.